AUGGAGAAAGAAGGAGGACUGCCCGAAGCUGGGGUUGUGAACCAACCACUACCUUCGGAGGAGGAGAUGGAGGAAGCAUUAAGGAGAAGCGCUCUAGCAAUCGAGGAUCCUAAGGAAACCGCCAAUGUAGAAUCCUAUGAAGGACCCUCCAGGGUUGCGUUGGAGGAAGUGGUGGCAGAGGAGCAACUGGAAGUGGUUGAGAAGAAGAAGAAGAAGAAGAAGAAGAGCAAAAAGAAGAAGGCUGGAGGAGAUGAGCAAGCCCAUCGAAUCAAAGCGGAGAAGAAGAUCAAAGAGAAAGGGGUUGAAGGAGACGAGGAAGCCCGUCUAAAGAAGAAGCAAGAAAGAAGUGAAAGAAAGGAACGCAGGCAGGAGGAGAGGCACCUGAAGAAGGAGGAAGAGAGGAGAAAGAAAGCUGAGAGCACAGAACUGGACGGAGAAUCCACCUCCGUAAGGGAGGACAAGGGGGAGUCAGCACAACUGAGAGAAUCAGCGCAGCAUGAAACAUCGUAA
Benincasa hispida (wax gourd) is the source of this 510-nucleotide messenger RNA. The record is from RefSeq and is a predicted model, not a curated record. NCBI's taxonomy places the organism in Eukaryota, Viridiplantae, Streptophyta, Magnoliopsida, Cucurbitales, Cucurbitaceae.